This is a messenger RNA of Phacochoerus africanus (Common warthog), 3287 nucleotides long. It is a transcript of the gene ZNF202, whose product is annotated as zinc finger protein 202. Lineage: Eukaryota; Metazoa; Chordata; Mammalia; Artiodactyla; Suidae. Bases 216 to 2150 code for a protein of 644 amino acids. Gene Ontology annotation, biological process: negative regulation of transcription by RNA polymerase II. The transcript has 7 exons. Gene Ontology annotation, molecular function: DNA-binding transcription repressor activity, RNA polymerase II-specific. The record is from RefSeq and is a predicted model, not a curated record.
AAAGGCCCCACGUGUUCCGACCCGCCAGGCCCGGCGCAGCUCGGAUCCGGCGGCGCUGCUUCGCCCGGGAGUGGGUGGGGGAGAAGCCGGGGCAGGGGAGGAGCCGCCGGAGCUGUCGGAGCCGUCCCUUGGGAGAAACCCCUUGUGCCCAGGCUGAGACGGAGGGAAUGACGGUGUGAGCUCUAGAUGGUGUGAGACCACCCUGGAGCCGGACAAUGGCUACAGCCUUGGAACCAGAGGACCAGGACCUGUGGGAAGAAGAGGGAAUUCUGAUGGUGAAAUUGGAGGAUGAUUUCACCUGUAGGCCAGAGUCUGUCUCACAGAGGGAUGACCCUGUGCUUGAGACAUCACACCAGAACUUCCGACGCUUUCGCUACCAGGAGGCAGCAAGCCCUCGAGAAGCUCUCAUCCGACUCCGAGAACUGUGUCAUCAGUGGCUGAGGCCAGAGAGGAGGACAAAGGAGCAGAUCUUAGAGCUGCUCGUGCUGGAACAGUUCCUUACCGUCCUGCCUGGCGAAUUGCAGAGCUGGGUGCGGGGCCAGAGGCCAGAGAGCGGCGAGGAGGCAGUGACACUGGUGGAGGGUUUGCAGAAACAACCCAGGAGACCAAGGCGGUGGGUGACUGUCCAUGUUCAUGGCCAGGAGGUCCUGUCAGAGGAGACAGUGCAUCCAGGAGCAGAGCCCGAGUCACCUAGUGAGCUUCAGGAUCCUGCACAGACCUUGACCCCCGAGGAGUCCCCUGAGGAGACCACACAGAGCCCAGAUCUGGGGGCACCAGAAGAGCAGAGCCUGUGCCAGGAGUUGGAGUUCCAGCCCCUGCAGGAGAGCGAGGUUUCAGUGCCCCAGAACCCAGCCCUUCCCGAAGAGAGGAACCCUGCAAACCCAGAGGUGGUGGCCCUUCUAACUGCUCUAUCACAGGGAUUGGUAACUUUCAAGGAUGUGGCUGUAUGCUUCUCCCAGGACCAGUGGAGUGAUCUGGAUCCAACCCAGAAAGAGUUCUAUGGGGAAUAUGUCUUGGAAGAGGACUGUGGAAUUGUGGUCUCCCUGUCAUUUCCAAUCCCCAGACUAGACGAGAUCGCCCACAUUGAAGAAGAAGAGCGUUCGACCCCAGAUAUCCCAGAGCCUCAAGAGCCAGACAUCCUGAGUUUCACAUACACAGGAGACAGGAGUGAAGACGAGGAAGAGUAUCCUGAGCACGAAGAUGUGAGCGUGGAGGAUCUGCACAGGUCUGUUCUGGGAGACACGGAAGUUCACCAGACCCCAGACUGGGAGAUCGUCUUCGAAGACAGUCCAGGCAGACUUAACGGAAGAAGAUGUGGCACAAACACAUCUCAGGUUAAUAGCUUAACGAGUCUUCGGGAAACCCUGCCUCUCCAGCCCGUGUCAGGGAGGCACCAUGACUGUCCUGUGUGCGGGAAAAGCUUCACGUGUAACUCGCACCUUGUCAGACACCUGAGAACUCACACAGGGGAGAAGCCCUAUAAGUGUAUGGAGUGCGGGAAAAGUUACACUCGGAGCUCACACCUCGCCAGGCACCAAAAGGUUCACAAGAUGAGCGCCUCUUAUAAAUAUCCCCUAAACCGCAAGAAUGCAGAUGAGCCCUCCCCUCUGGUCCAGGCCGAGAGAAUCCCACCCAUUGAGAAACCCUACAGAUGUGACGACUGUGGGAAACACUUCCGCUGGACCUCAGACCUGGUCAGGCACCAGCGGACACACACAGGGGAAAAGCCCUUCUUCUGUACUAUUUGUGGCAAAAGCUUCAGCCAGAAAUCCGUGCUCACAACACACCAAAGAAUCCACCUUGGGGGCAAACCCUACCUGUGCGGGGAGUGUGGCGAGGACUUCAGCGACCACAGGCGGUACCUGGCUCACCGCAAGACGCAUGCGGCCGAGGAGCUCUAUCUGUGCAGCGAGUGUGGGCGCUGCUUCAGCCACAGCGCCGCCUUUGCCAAGCACCUGAGGGGACACGCCUCGGUGAGGCCGUGCCGAUGCACCGAGUGUGGGAAAAGCUUCAGUCGCAGGGACCACCUGGUCAGGCAUCAAAGGACACACACUGGUGAGAAGCCGUUCACGUGCUCUACCUGCGGGAAGAGCUUCAGCAGAGGCUACCACUUAAUCAGGCACCAGAGGACCCACUCAGAAAAGACAUAGCCAGGCCCCCAUGGGCAGACACCUGCCUUCAGCCGCUUGCCAGGGGUGGGCCAGGAGAAGCCCGCUUGUCGGCCUGGGAAGACCUUUUCUAGGGGGUCGGCCCAGAUCUCUGUAACCUCUUCCCAUGACUAAACAAGCCCCUGGGCAGAACCUCUCAGCCUUCUACACCUUGAGGAGAUUUUCUUGCCAGAGUUCACCUGAAUUGAGGCCUCUCCUUGCCUUCACCUCACGGGUGCAAAGUGGGAGCAUUAGAAGACUUAAGAGGUUGUGGUUUUAUAUUUGCCCCCCAAACAGGCUGUUACUUAUCCUAAAGACUUGUUAACAGCCUCCAGUUCACAGUGGCCCAGGACAAGCUCUGAGGUUUGGUAAGGGACCAGCCUUUAGGAUUCUGUCCUUACUGGGCUCAAAUUUUAAAGCACACAGCCCUGAACUCAAGGCAGGUGAUCGGCAUCCUGAUGGCUCUGCCGCCCUUACCCAGGUCAACUGCACACACCUCUCACUGAUUCCCCCCUUCACCAUGCACUUUGCUUUCAUUCCGGGGAGAGUUGCGUGAGGUGUCUGAUGGGCAAAAACGUCAAGGCUACUUCCUUUGGACCUUGUUAGGCUCCUCCCUUCUCCAUUGUCAGAAUGACACCAGGUGCCAGAUGCAGCUUGAAAGGAGGACCUAGUCAGAAGCCUCUUUGCUCGUGGGGUUUUUUCCCUGUCAGAAUGUUCACACCUAGCCCUCCUGUUCUACCAGUCUCUUGGCUUUGUCCCCAGUACUUACUCUGCCACAGGUGAGAUUUGGGUGCUGAGGGAUUCGGUCAAGCCUAAUUAAAGUCAUGAAAUCAUAUACACUCCCACACACAUACAAGCCCACCCACCCCAUCCUCUUCACAUGGGUCUGUGAGGGGAUGUUGAAACAGUGUCAGAGGCACUUUAAUCAUUGUAGGAUCGUGAUGGACUGGGUCACUUCAUUUAUGUGAAGAAAGCUGGAGAUCUGAGCUCAGAUUCUGGGAAAAUUAAAAAGUUGUUGCUGCUGUCCAAGGCCAUCCAGACUUCUCCCGAUACCCCACCCCCAUCAUCCCCUCUUCGUUCUCUGACACCAGGGAAACCUGGGCCCUGAAGAAUUUCCCUGGAGUAAAUGGCUUUCAUGUA